AUGUCUCUUCCCUGCCUCAGGUCCAUGAAUCCCAGGGCUUUGUCCCUUUUUCUGGUGGGUUUGAGCUUCUUGGCCCUGCACCUCUGGUUCCUCCAAGCCUCCGGGUCCCAAAGGGAGAAGGCGUGGGAUGAUUCUCCAGAGGCUCCCCCUGUUGCCCUUGCGGCUGUGCAGCCAUGGGCAUUCAGUUCAGAGUCCCGAGGUGUGGUCAACGACUCGGUCAACGCCAUGGUCGAAUUCGACUUCGAGCAGCUCCCCGCGUGCAUCGCAAUCCAAGACUUCCUGCAGUGCCGCCACUGCCGCCACUUUCCCCUGCUCUGGGACGCGCAGACCAAGUGCAUGGGCUACCGCGCGCUGCUGCGGGCGGUCAAGUCGUGGCCCGCCAGCCACCCAUGGCGCGAGCUCAUCCGCCGCACGUGGGGGCAGGGGCGCUGCCCCUUCCUGCUGGUCCCUGGGGCCCAGCAGGCCGAGAGCGCCGGGCGGCUGGCGGCGCUGGCGGCACUGGAGGCGCACGAGCACAGCGACACGCUGCAGCGGGCCUUCCGCCACACCUUCCUCACCACGCUCCAGCACCUGCUCUACUGCCCCGCCGAGCGCCGGCCGCGCGCACGCUUCCGGCUCAGCCGCGGCGACGACGUCUCCGCGCACACCGCCGACGUGCUCCGCUUCCUGCAGACGCGGCAACCGGGCCGCCCCCUCCUCGCCGGGCAGCUCCUGGCCCGCUCGGUGCCGGUCCGCGACGGCUGCAGCAAGUCCUUUGCGCCCCCGCGGCUCUACUCCCGGCAGGCCUACCGGCUCCCAGCCCUGCGCGAGGCUGCCCGCCACAGCCCGCUCUUCCCCAGGGAUGCCUACAGGGGCACGUGUCUGAAGCGCGAGCCCGGCGCCCGGCAGUCCUCCUUCCACCCCUGCCUGCGCCGCGAGCUGCGGCCUGUGCACAGCUGUGCGCCCUAUGAGAUGCUGCUCAUGUGGAAGGCGCCGCUCGAGCCGGGGGUGAGCUGGACCCGGGUCCUGAGGACCAGCAGGAGGGGCUUGUAACAGACAAGAAAACCAGAAUGCUGAGGCCAGGAGUGGACACCUUCCUUAUUUACAAGAAAGUCUGACUUCUGUGCUUUGACAAAUUCCUCCUGUUUUCCUGACAAGCAGAUGGACUAUCCCACCCCCCCUUUACAAGUAAAGAGAUUAAGACUCAGGAAAUUUAUAGCUCAGAAGGGUUAGAACUCUGUAGUUAUGGGCCUGCUGUGUCACUCUG
This is a messenger RNA of Enhydra lutris kenyoni (northern sea otter), 1246 nucleotides long. Its product is annotated as UDP-GlcNAc:betaGal beta-1,3-N-acetylglucosaminyltransferase 6. Gene Ontology annotation, cellular component: membrane. The record is from RefSeq and is a predicted model, not a curated record. Gene Ontology annotation, molecular function: hexosyltransferase activity. Lineage: Eukaryota; Metazoa; Chordata; Mammalia; Carnivora; Mustelidae.